UGCCAAUAGAUUUAUAUUUCCAGCUUUGCAUUUUUAACAAAAAAGUUUGGGAUCUUAAGACCGGACUGAAGUCACAGGAGAGCCGGAAUGGACAGUAGAGCGAAAUCGAAAUUCCAAACCGAAACAAGGAAUUGAACAAUAGACUCUUUCGAUCUGAUCCUCUGUGCUCUGAGUCUCCGAAUUCUCAAACCCAGACCAAGAUCCAUCCAUACAAUCUCACAUUCACAUUUAGGGAACCCAUUUCAGUAUUGGGUUGAUCGGUGAAGUAUGGCGAUUGUGAAGGCGGCAAACAGAUCGGCUUCGGUGGCGUUCGCGCCCGAAGCGCCGUACCUUGCGGCCGGGACCAUGGCGGGAGCGGUGGAUCUGUCAUUUAGUUCGACGGCCAAUCUCGACAUCUUCGAGAUCGACUUUACGUCAGAUGAUCGGGAGCUCAUCUUGGCUGGCUCUGUGGCCAGUACAGAGCGGUUCAACAGGUUGUCCUGGGGGAAGCCUCUGUCGAUUUCAGAAGACUUCUCUAUGGGGCUCAUCGCUGGUGGCCUGGUUGAUGGCAAAAUUGGGUUGUGGAACCCCAAGCGUUUGAUCUCCUUCAGUGAGUGUGGAGAAGGCCCUGAAGCUGCUGGAGAAGCUUUUGUUGGCCAUCUGUCUAACCACAGUGGACCUGUUCGCGGAUUGGAAUUUAAUUCAUUUACUUCAAAUCUAAUUGCUUCCGGCGCUGAUGAAGGCAAAAUCUGCAUAUGGGACAUUACAAAUCCCAUGGAACCCACACAUUUCCCCUUUCUGAAGGGUAGCGGAUCAUCAUCCCAAAAUGAAAUUUCAUAUGUAUCCUGGAACAGCAAGGUUCAACAUGUAUUCGCAUCCACGUCAUUAAAUGGGACGACAGUGGUUUGGGAUCUUAGGAAGCAGAAGCCGGUCAUAAGUUUUUCCGAUUCUGUUAGGAGGCGUUGUUCUGUUUUGCAGUGGCAUCCUGAUUUUGCAACUCAGCUUAUUGUAGCAUCAGAUGAAGACAGUUCACCUUCACUUACGAUGUGGGAUAUGAGGAAUGUAAUGUCUCCGGUGAAAGAGUUUGUGGGGCAUACUAAGGGUGUCAUUGCAAUGUCAUGGUGUCCGAUCGACAGUUCCUACCUACUUACUUGUGCAAAAGAUAAUCGCACUAUAUGUUGGGAUGUAUUGUCUGGAGAGAUUGCCUCUGAAUUACCAUCAGGCACUAAUUGGAAUUUUGAUGUGCACUGGUACCCCAAGUGUCCGGGUGUCAUAUCAGCAUCUUCAUUUGAUGGAAAGAUUGGAAUUUACAAUAUUGAGGGUUGUGAUAGACAUGGUGCUGACGAGGGAAAUUUUAGAGCAGCUUCUUUGAAAGCUCCCAAAUGGUACAAAAGGGGAGGGGGUGUUUCAUUUGGCUUUGGAGGAAAGUUGGUGUCUUUUUAUCCCACUAAUGUAUCAGAUAAACCAUCAGAGGUGGAGAUCAAAACUGUAAUUACUGAACACGGUUUAGUAAGCCGUUCUUCCGAUUUUGAGAAUGCAAUCCAGGAUGGGGAGAGAUCUCAACUCAGGCUUUUCUGUGAAAAAAAAUCGCAGGAUUUAAACUCUAGUGAUGAAAGGGAGAUUUGGGGAUUUCUUAAGGUUAUGUUUGAAGAAGAGGGGACUGCAAUGACCAAACUACUGUCUCACCUUGGUUUUAGCAUGCCUGAAGAGGAAAGAGAUAUCACCGAACAAGUAUCUUCUCUUGGUCUACACGAUGGUGUUUCCAGUAAAGAACAAAGUGCUGUGAAAGAUGAAACCUUGGGGCAGCCAUUUGAUAAUGGAGAAGAUUUUUUCAACAACCUUCCCAGCCCGAAAACAGACACUCCUAUGUCAACCUCUGGAAAUAACUUUUAUACUAAUGAAGCCAGUCCGGGAUGGGAGGAAGCGCCUCAAGAGACAAAUGGAUUAGAGGAAAGUCCUGACGUUGCUGCUGCUAAUGAUGCUAUUCUGCGUGCCUUGGCUGUUAGGGACUUCAAGGCUGCUGUCGCACACUGCAUAUCUUCUAAUAGAAUCGCUGAUGCACUAGUUAUCGCCCAUGUCGGUGGCCCUUCCCUGUGGGAAAAGACUCGCGAUCAGUACCUUAAGACAAGUCGUUUGCCUUACCUUAAGGUUGUUUCUGCAAUGGUUAACAAUGAUCUCAUGAGCCUUAUAAAAAGCAGGCCGUUGAAAUCAUGGAAGGAAACACUUGCUCUCAUUUGCACUUUUGCGCAGCAAGAUGAAUGGACAUUGUUGUGCGACACACUUGGUGCACUACUAUUUGCUGCCGGUGAAAUACUUCCAGCAACACUUUGUUUUAUAUGUGCUGGGAAUAUUGAUAAAACAAUAGAGAUAUGGUCGAGGAAGUUGGCUGAUAAUCAUGAUGGGAUAUCAUAUUUUGACCUCCUUCAGGAUUUAAUGGAGAAGACUAUAGUAUUUGCACUUGGAACUAGACAGAAACGGUUCAGUCGCUCUCUAUGCAAGCUUGUUGAGAAGUAUGCUGAAAUAUUAGCAAGUCAGGGGCAAUUGAGUACAGCAAUGAAGUAUUUGAAGGUUUUGGGAACUGAGGAAUUGUCUCCUGAGCUGUCAAUCUUACAAGAUCGUAUAUCCCUCUCAUUGUCUACUGACAAGGACACAGUGUCUACGACUUUUGAGACCUCAAAUUUUCAAAGUGGACCUGGAUACAGCUCAGAACAAUCAAAUUUUGGAAUGAAUGAAGCAUCUCAACACUUAUAUCCAGAACAACAACAGUCGCAAAACACACCAAGUGCCCCUAAUGGUCAAUAUGCUGGGAACUAUCAGUCGCAUCAUGUUCCUGCAUUCAAGGGAUAUCCUCCUCCCUCCUAUCAGACCGCUCCACAGCAAACUGUCCAACAACCUAACAUGUUUCUUCCAACACCAGUCCCUCUUGCUCCCCAGGGGAAUAUUGCUGCACCACCCACAUCUGCUCAACCUACCAUGAAACCUUUUAAUCCAACUAAUCCCCCUGCUUUGAGAAACGUGGAGCAAUAUCAGCAGCCCUCUUUGGGUUCCCAAUUAUAUCCGGGACAGGCAAACCCUAAUUUUACAGCUGGUCCUCGUGCGGCUGGUGUAUACGACCCUAAUGCGAUGCAAGUCAAUCAGCCUAUUGGACAAAGGAUGCCUCAGGUUUUUGCACCUUCUCAAAACAUCAGGGGUUUUUCCCCGGUUACAAAUUCAGGAGUUCAGAGACCUGGUGUGGGUCCCGUGCUAUCCCCCAUUCCUUCUACUCAAGCAGCUUCCAUCUCGCAACCUGUAGCACCUGCUCUUCCCCCACCCACAGUGCAGACAGUUGAUACUUCUAAAGUUCAGGCUAAACAAAAACCUGUGAUAGCAACAUUGACGAGGCUAUUCAAUGAGACAUCAGAAGCAUUAGGAGGGUCACAGGCAAUUCCGGCUAAGAGGCGUGAAAUUGAGGACAAUUCAAAGAAGUUAGGGGCAUUGUUUGCUAAACUCAACAGUGGGGAUAUAUCUAACAAUGCUGCAGAAAAGCUUAUACAACUUUGUCAGGCUUUGGACAAUGGUGACACCAGUACCGCUCUUCAGAUCCAGGUGCUUCUCACGACUACUGAUUGGGAUGAGUGUCACUUUUGGCUAGCAACACUCAAGCGAAUGCUGAAGAUGAGGCAGAGCUUAAGAUAAAUCUUUCCCUACCUCAUCUAUGUACUCAUGGAGGAUCCAAAUAGUUAAGGUUAUUGGAGUUCAGGUUUCACCUCUGUUAUCUAUCUCCAAUGUUUUUUGCGCUAUCAAUGACGGCCAUUGAAUUUUAAGAGAAUAUGGUUCUCAGUGACUUUGCUGAUUGUUAUUUUGUUUAAACUUUGUAAUGUUGAAAUAGGACCUACUUCAUUUUAAUUAGAUAUAUACACACACAUAGAUAAGGUGUAAUUCUUUUAGAAUUCCAUUUUACCAUAAGCUUGAGUGAACAUAUUCUGAGCUUGUAUUUCUGUUAGCUCUGUAAUGAUGAGUGACUUUCGUUUUGGUGCACCUUAUAGCUGUAAGCAUAGUGCUUAACUUUCCGUAUAUAAGUAUAUAACACGUUCUGCUGAAAUAUAUCAUUGUAUUGUAGCUUGCAUAGUUGCAGCUAUCACAGCUACAAAUGGAUGAAGCUAAAUCUAUUGAAAUCCUCUGAAAUUGCAUUCAAAA
Cuscuta epithymum is the source of this 4155-nucleotide messenger RNA. The record is from the annotation of a GenBank genome assembly. Lineage: Eukaryota; Viridiplantae; Streptophyta; Magnoliopsida; Solanales; Convolvulaceae.